AUGCCUAAGCCAAGAUUCAUCUAUAUCAAUGGCUACCCUGGAGUGGGCAAGCUGACCGUUGCGCGGGCGCUCUGCUCGAUGCUGCCCAAUGCCAAACUUUUCGACAACCACAGUCUCAUCGAUGCCACGUCGGUUAUAUUCGAGCGCAGCAUGCCCGAGUAUCAACCGCUACGACAGAAGAUGCGUCGGGCGGUCCUCGGCGCGAUUGCGACUAGCGAAAGCACCAAGGACAUAACAUGGAUCUUCACCGACUCGCAAUCCUCGGACGAAGUAGGAUCUUCCGCGGUAAAGGAUUAUGCAUCUGCUGCCGCCGUCCGCGGAUCUGCUUUGAUAUCCAUCAUUCUUACCUGUGAGAUUGAGGAGAACGUGAAACGGCUUACCUCGCCGUCUAGAGGGGGAACAAACACCAAGCUGACAGAUGUUGGCAUUCUCCGCGAGACUCGAGAUACUGAGGACAUUUACCAUUUCGGAGGGCCGUUGGAAUUGGAAAUCGAUGUCACGACAAAGACGGCAGCAGCAGUAGCACAGGAUAUCAGUAGUUUCUUGGAUCUGGUGGAAGACUACUAG
Dissoconium aciculare CBS 342.82 is the source of this 567-nucleotide messenger RNA. RefSeq lists its product as uncharacterized. The transcript has 3 exons. The record is from RefSeq and is a predicted model, not a curated record. NCBI's taxonomy places the organism in Eukaryota, Fungi, Ascomycota, Dothideomycetes, Mycosphaerellales, Dissoconiaceae. The coding region runs from base 1 to 567 and encodes 188 amino acids.